Molecule: messenger RNA, 849 nt
Organism: Trichoderma breve
Lineage: Eukaryota; Fungi; Ascomycota; Sordariomycetes; Hypocreales; Hypocreaceae
Product: aldo/keto reductase family domain-containing protein
Exons: 3
Coding region: 1-849 (282 amino acids)
Cellular component (GO): cytosol
Molecular function (GO): oxidoreductase activity
Source: RefSeq, a predicted model, not a curated record
AUGCCAGCUCAUCUCAUAUUCGGUGCCGGUGGUGUUGGCCAUACGAAAGACUCCUUCACCUUCACGUGGGAUACUCCCGAGAAGGUCUCGGAGCUCCUCUCAUCACUCAAGAGACUUAACCUUCCAGAAUUGGACUCUGCGGCCGUAUAUCCUCCUGGUAACCCUGGGCACACAGAAAUCCUGCUAGGGCAGGCGAAGGCCGCUGACCAAGGCUUCACCAUCGAUAGCAAAGUUUUCAUUCGUGAGCCAGGAAAGAAUCUCACAGACGCAAAUAUCAGUUCCAGUAUAGAUAAUACCCUGGCCUCAAUUGGAACAGAUCACGUUCGGACAUUGUAUGCACAUUUUCCGGAUUCCGGGACACCGCUAGAGGUAACAGCAGCUGCAUUCGAUAAACAGUAUAAGGCGGGGAAAUACAAGCAACUUGGGCUAUCCAACUUUUCUUUCGAGGACGUGGUAAAAUAUUUUCAGAUUUGUGAAGAGAAGGGGUAUAUUAAGCCAUCCGUCUACCAAGGGCAUUAUAAUGCCUUGGCUCGCUCUGAUGAGAAAGAUCUUAUCCCUUUUCUCCGGAAACAUGACUGCGUUUAUAAUGCUUACAGACCCGCCAUGCAUGACGCCAUUCGCAAACUGAAAGCAGCUUGCGAUUCUACCUCGCCGCCAUUGACGCUUCAGGAAGCGGCGUUGCGCUGGAUUGUCAAUCACUCGGCACUGGGUGAUGGUGAUGGAGUCAUUGUUGGUGCUAAGCGUGUUGACCAACUGGAGUCGAACGUCAAGGAUGCUCGAGCUGGAUCCUUACCAGAACAUGUACGAGAGACAAUUGAAGGACUCUGGUCAGAGGUGGACAUAGAUUAG